This is a messenger RNA of Funneliformis geosporum, 558 nucleotides long. The record is from the annotation of a GenBank genome assembly. Lineage: Eukaryota; Fungi; Glomeromycota; Glomeromycetes; Glomerales; Glomeraceae.
AUGAGUGAUAAGGAAAUUACAUUUUAUUUUUUUGAACCCGAAACGUUGGAAGAACCGGAAGAGAAGAACAGAAAACGAGAACCAAAUAUGUUCAUCUCAUAUCGUAAUGAAAGGAUGAAAGAUCGACCACCUAAUAUAACAAUGGCAGAAUUUAGCAAAAUCGUGUCGGAAGAGUGGAAAUUGCUAUCAGAGUAUGAAAAGGCUAAAUGGCAAAGAAAUUAUCAAAUAAAUCGAGAUCAAAAUUUACAAAAUUCUAAUAAAUAUGUACAAAGAAAUGAUCAAAUGGGUAAAAGUGGGAACGUUAAUGCGAAUCAUGUAGCUAAAGACAUAAGCAAUAAUGAAAAGUCUAUAUACCACCCAAAAGUUAACGUAUUACAAAAUGGAGAUGAAACCAAUUUCAAAAGUUCAUUUAACUUGAAGGCAAUUGGAGACGAAGGUCGGAUGAACAAAGAUCAAAAAUUACAAAAAAUGGACAAUAAUGUCAUUGCCGAUCAACUAGGAGAAAGUUCGAAUAAAAUUCAUCCCAAUUCUAUAUACUAUAAAUAUUACGUACUUUAA